CAGCGGUACUGUAGCUCCAGCCGCGGUCUCUGCUGGUUGAUUCAGUCCGCCGUAGCUCUGCCGACUGGAGGGAUGUGACCCCGGAAAAGGACGCCCUGCUAAUACAACAACACCCCAUUCAAACAGAUCACACAAGAAAGUAAAGCUGGACCAGGAGGGAGCCACAGGAGCAGAGGGGAUGAACCGCGAGGAGGCGCCGGCGAAGUCUCCUGAAGACAUGUACAUCCAGCAUAAAGUGCGGGUCCUGCUCAUGCUCAAGAAAAUGGGUUCAAAUCUUACACAGAGCGAAGAAGCCUUUCUCCGGAGUUACGCAGGUGUGGUCCACAGUCAGAUGAGCCAGCUACCACAGCACAAUAUAGACCAGGGUGCAGAGGACGUGGUGAUGGCGUUCUCACGGUCAGAGACAGAAGACCGACGACAGUGACCCAGGCCUCUCUCCACCUCUUCCCGAACACACCCACCCGCUGUCCCGCCCUGCGCAUGAUUCACAACAUCCAACUCCACAAACACACACAACACCGAUGAGCUCAGGAGAAGAGGGGCGCCUGCAGGAGGCAGAGGAGGAGGAGGAGACGCGGUGUUCGCCUCCUACAUCCUGCCCCUUCCUCGCCUACUGACGGCACCCGGGUUGCACUCGAGCGGGUCACUGUGGGCCGCGGCCUUGGCAAUAAGGCAAUCUGUGAACACACUCGCAAAUUGGGUAAUUGUAGGUUUCGGUUUUCUUUUUUAUUUUCUGUGGCGGCAUCGAGGGUUGAUUUUUGUUCGGUUCUGUCCGCGUCGAGGUGUUGGGCAGCGUCACGUCUGCUGCGGUCACCGAGGCGGACCUUCUCGACAGCUGACCCGAAGGCGAAGAGAAGUGAUAAUUGAUGGUGUUAGAGGAGACAUUUGACAAGUAUUUCUGCUUUUAAAAGCCCUGCCGUUAGUUUCGGGUUUUAGCUGUUGUCCGUUGUUUUGUUAACGAGGGGCCUCGUUUUGUAAAAAAGAAGAAGAAAAAAAAAACUUUCAGCAGAUUUAAAGUUACAACCGCGUCUCAGGAUCCGGUAGAAAGUCUCCCCGGUGGAGUCCAGCUUUAGUAUUUACCACUUCAUCUCAUUCGGUCAUUUAUAGGAUGAAGCUGGUGUGAAAACAUUAAAUAAGGAAUAACUACUU
Molecule: messenger RNA, 1149 nt
Organism: Poecilia latipinna (sailfin molly)
Lineage: Eukaryota; Metazoa; Chordata; Actinopteri; Cyprinodontiformes; Poeciliidae
Gene: ctnnbip1
Product: catenin, beta interacting protein 1
Exons: 4
Coding region: 179-424 (81 amino acids)
Biological process (GO): negative regulation of Wnt signaling pathway
Cellular component (GO): beta-catenin destruction complex; nucleus; cytosol
Molecular function (GO): beta-catenin binding
Source: RefSeq, a predicted model, not a curated record